AUGAGGCUUUAUUGGUUCAUGGCGUUUGGUGUCUUAUUUGCAUAUUUUAUGUACUGUCCGUUGCCUGAUGGGAUCGCAGAGCCAAUGACAUUGAGAGUAGUAUUUGCUACCAGACAAAUUGCAAAACUGGUGGGUAUUGGCCCAGUGCUAUUUGGUUUCACAGACAGAAUCAAUUUCACAAGAUUGGCACUAAGCUUUCAAGGACGAUUGUUCAGUAGUGAUGAACCAAGUGUAACAUUCCAUGAUGAAAUAUUUGAUGGUGUUCGAGUGCAUGUCUAUCAACCGGUAGAGAAAUCUAACGAGCCCAUUGCUGGUAUGGUGUACAUUCAUGGUGGUGGCUGGGUGUUUGGCAGUGUAGAUUCAUAUCAUCACCAGACCAACUACAUGGCGGCAAGACUAGGCAUUGUACUGGUAUCUAUUGACUAUCGAUGUGCACCAGAACAUCCAUUCCCGGUCCCAUUACAAGAUGUGGUCAAAGCUACUGUAUGGUUUCUCCAGCAUGCCAAAGACUACAAUGUUGACCCACACAGAAUUGCUCUGGUUGGUGUUAGCGCUGGGGGAAAUCUGGCUGCAGCAACGGCAAAUUUGUUGACUUUGCAAGAAGAAUACAAACAAAUGAGUCUACCUAAAGUGAAAUUCCAGGGUCUGAUUUAUCCAUGUCUACAGAGUCUAAACUUUCUCACUCCCUCCUAUCAACAAAAUAAAAACUUUUUCAUCCUAAAUCAGCAUAUGAUGGCUGAAUUUUGGUCAUUGUAUCUAACUGGUUCUCUAACGUACGUUGCCGCUAUGAAAGUCAACAAUCAUACUUCACCUCCCGUUAAGAAAGAUCAGCGGCAUAUAAUGCACCAUGAUGUCAUACCCACAGAAUUCAAACAGCGAGAUUAUACUCCACCGAACGAUUCAGACUUUGGGGAUGUGGAAAUCUCAGCACACCUGGAGAGCUAUAUUCUGAAUCCAUCCUUUGCCCCACUGAUGGCAUCUACUGUGGAAGGAUUGCCACCGGCAUAUAUCGUUACAGCAGAAUUUGAUGUAUUGCGAGAUGAUGGUAUUUUCUACGCAAAGAAACUGGAAGAUGCCAAUGUGCCAGUAACAUGGAAACACUACAAAAGUGGAUGGCAUGGAAUGCUCACGCUCUUCACAGGCCCAUUGACGUGUGCAGUCUGUAAACAGUCUAUGGAUGAAUUAUUGCAGUUCAGUCGUGAUAAUUUAUAA
Saccoglossus kowalevskii is the source of this 1212-nucleotide messenger RNA. RefSeq names its product neutral cholesterol ester hydrolase 1-like. The record is from RefSeq and is a predicted model, not a curated record. Lineage: Eukaryota; Metazoa; Hemichordata; Enteropneusta; Harrimaniidae. Gene Ontology annotation, cellular component: membrane. Gene Ontology annotation, molecular function: carboxylic ester hydrolase activity.